Molecule: messenger RNA, 2618 nt
Organism: Pyrus x bretschneideri (Chinese white pear)
Lineage: Eukaryota; Viridiplantae; Streptophyta; Magnoliopsida; Rosales; Rosaceae
Product: serine/threonine-protein kinase WNK8
Exons: 5
Coding region: 549-2456 (635 amino acids)
Biological process (GO): protein phosphorylation; intracellular signal transduction
Cellular component (GO): cytoplasm
Molecular function (GO): ATP binding; protein serine/threonine kinase activity
Source: RefSeq, a predicted model, not a curated record
CAGCGUGUACCUUCUAAUCAUAGAGGGAGAAAAGGACUCCACCGGAACAACUCUUCCGAUCCAAAAAUCAAAAUCCCUAGAAAUCCCAAUCCAACACCAUCACGAUGCCCCACCCAACCCUACAUUUACCCCUCUCCUCCCAAUCGCAAUCCCUAGGGUUCCAUCUCCAAUCGCUCUCGCUCUCUCCGCAGCUCCAUUUCUGCACUCUUUAGGGUUCUGAGAGUCCCCAAUUUCGCCUCUCCAGCUGGAAAAAUGCAGAUAGCACCAUGGCUGAGUCUCGGAUAGCUUUGACAAUGUGGAGCUCCGUCGCGAACCGGAAUUCAGGGACGGAAUUCGGGAACAUGUGGUUUAUCGGCUGCCGCUUUCGUCUUCGUUUGGCGUUCGACUCGUACUCCGUCGCUUGCGAGGCGUUUUCUGAACACUAUUGUAAUCUGAUUCCGGUUGGGGUUGUUGAGCGCAAGAAGCUUUUGAAAGGUUUGUGAAGAAUCGUUUCCGUCUUAAAAAAAAAGUUUGCUUCUUUCGGGAGAUUUUUUUGUGUUUUUAGGGUUAUGGAUUCCUGUAGUGGUUUUGUUGGUGGGAAUUCUGGUUGCGACGAUGGUGGCGUUGUAGAGAAAGAUCCGACUGGGCAAUACUUGCGGUAUGACGAAUUACUGGGGAGGGGAGCAUUCAAGAUUGCAUACAAGGCAUUCGAUAAGGAAGAAGGAAUAGAAGUAGCCUGGUGCCAAGUGAAUAUCAAGGAGGUGUUGCAGUCUCCGGAACAACUGGAGAGAUUGUAUUCCGAGGUUCAUCUGCUGAAGUCGUUAAAACAUCAAAACAUUGUGAAGUUCCAUAACUCCUGGGUGGAUGAUAAGAACAGGACCAUCAACAUAAUAACAGAGCUGUUCACUUCUGGGACUUUGAGGCAGUUAGUUUUGCUGACUUUUUUUCAUGUUUCAUGUUUUUACUUGGCGUACCUUCUUCAAAUGCUAACUGUUUUUGUUCUGGGAUUAAGGUAUCGACAGAAGCAUAAAAAUGUCGAUAUGAAGGCCAUUAAGAACUGGGCAAGGCAGAUUCUUCGAGGAUUGCACUAUCUGCAUUCUCACAAUCCUCCAAUUAUUCAUAGAGAUUUGAAAUGUGACAACAUUUUUGUCAAUGGAAAUACUGGAGAAAUUAAAAUCGGAGAUCUUGGAUUGGCGAUAGUCAUGCAGCAGCCUACUGCUCAUAGUGUUAUUGGCACCCCUGAAUUCAUGGCUCCAGAGCUUUAUGACGAGGAAUACAAUGAAUUAGUCGACAUCUAUUCUUUUGGCAUGUGCAUGUUAGAAAUGGUUACUUGUGAAUACCCUUAUAGUGAAUGUAAAAAUCCGGCACAAAUUUAUAAGAAGGUUACCUCUGGUGUAAAGCCCGCUUCACUCAAUAAAGUGGACAAUCCUCAAGUCAAGGAGUUCAUAGAGAAGUGUCUAGUUCCAGCAUCUAUGAGAUUGAGUGCGGUGGAACUCUUGAAAGAUCCAUUCCUUGCACCUGACGAUUUGAAGGAGCCGAAUUGUGUUAUUUUACAGUCAGAAAAGAUGGUGAACUUGCCACACCCUGAAGCUCGUCCUAUGGACAUAGAUACUAACUACCAGAAGUGCCCUGUUGGAUCUUGUGGAAGAAGUCCCAAUGAAAAUUCUAACCCUUCAGUUCUGGAGUUACAGAGUUUAACUGAGAAUAAUGAGUUCAGGUUAAGAGCAACCAAAAAUGCUGAUAACACCGUCUCAUUAACUUUGCGCAUUGCUGAUACAUGUGGUCGUGUGAGGAAUAUCCAUUUUGAGUUCUAUCUGGAGUCUGAUACCUCAAUUUCAAUUGCUGGGGAGAUGGUUGAGCAACUUGAUCUUUCGCAUGAAGAUGUCUCUGUCAUAGCGGAGUUAAUUGAUAACUUGAUCAUGAAGCUAGUACCUGGCUGGAAACCUUCAUCAGAAGGUUCAUCAUGUGGAACAAAUAGUUCGUGUGGGGAUCAGCCUGCACGGCAAAAUGUUGUCUCACAUUUUGCACAUGCGGAGGACAGAGAUAACCAAGCAUCAAUGAUUUUAGAUACUUCGGCUACCUCAGCUGAGUAUGGUGUCCCUACUGCCUCAGGUGCCAGUAAUGUCAAAGUUAUGGAGUCGGCUAAAUACAGUUCUGAUGAAUGCUGUAAAGCUUCGGAUGGUUACGGUUCCGGUCCUGAUUGUAUGGUUCAGGGUGCGGUCAGGGAGAAGAGUUACGAAGCUGAUUCUGGUGAUUCAGUUGUGAUGAAUGAGGUACGCCCCGACAUGUCAAGCAUUUGUUCCUUAUCUGAGCUGUCUCUAGCAAAUAAAGAUCGAUACAAUGAGCAAAAGGGGGAGCUUGUUGCUAUUGAUAGGCAGUACCAUCGAUGCCUUCUCGAGCUCUUGAGGUUGAGGGAGGAAGAAAUUCAGAGUGCAAAGAAGAGGUGGAUAGCGAAAAAGAAAAUAGCUGUUAAUUGAUGUACUGUUUAGUGUUCUCUUUCGUCUUUUUAAUUCGUUUUGUACUUGUAAUUGUUUUUUCGUCAAGAAAUGUGGCGAAGCGAAUCAUGCCCGUGUUUUUAUGUGUCGAUUUGGUUCAUACAUUUGGUUUUACGGUUCCUAAUAAUGUAUUUCUUUGUUCCA